Staurois parvus is the source of this 1101-nucleotide messenger RNA. NCBI's taxonomy places the organism in Eukaryota, Metazoa, Chordata, Amphibia, Anura, Ranidae. The record is from the annotation of a GenBank genome assembly.
AUGAGAAGAUUCACUCUUUCAACACUAAGAGAUUAUGGGAUGGGAAAAAAAGCUAUAGAAGACAAGAUUAGUGAAGAAGCUGAAUACUUAGUGAAGGCAAUGAAAUCUUAUGGAGGUAAACCUUUUGAUAAUUUGACCAUCCUUAAUGCUGCAGUGGCCAAUAUAAUCAUCUCCAUACUACUUGGUCAUCGAUUCAAUUAUGAUGACCCCACUAUACUGAGACUCAUGGGUUUGAUUAAUGAAAACAUACGGCUUAUGGCUUCCCGUGUGAUCCGGCUGUACAAUGUUAUCCCAACUUUGUUAGACCUGCUUCCAGGACCUCACCAAAAAGUUUUUGAAAAUAUGAGACAGAUGCAAAACUUCAUAAGAGCAACAUUUACUAAACAGAAGAAAACUCUAGAUGUAAAUGACCAGAGGAAUCUUAUUGAUGUCUUCCUGGUAAAGCAGCAAGAGGGAAAAACCGAAUUCUCCCAGUAUUUUCACAAUGAUAAUUUAAUUGCUUUGGUGAAUGAUCUUUUUAUUGCUGGAAUGGAGACAACCACCACCACUUUGAGAUGGGCAGUACUGUUAAUGAUGAAAUAUCCAGAAAUACAAAAGAAAGUUCAAAAUGAAAUUGAUAACAUUAUCGGUACUGCUCAACCUCAAGCAGAGCAUAGGAAGAAAAUGCCGUAUACUGAUGCCGUAAUUCAUGAGAUCCAGCGGUUUGGUGAUAUUGCACCAAGUGGGGUUCCACAUGAAACUGUUCAAGAUGUCACAUUUAGAGGAUAUUUCAUUCCAAAGGGCACUGCUGUGUUUCCAUUGAUGUAUUCUGUACUGAAUGAUGAAGCCUAUUUCAAAAAACCCUUUGAGUUCUAUCCGGAGCAUUUUCUUGAUGCAGAAGGAAAUUUUAAAACAAAUGAAGCCUUCAUUCCAUUCUCUAUAGGCAAAAGAAGCUGCGCUGGUGAAACCUUGGCCAAAAUGGAGCUUUUCCUUUUCUUUACAUCCCUACUACAGAAUUUCACCUUCCAGGCGCCCCCUGGGGCUGUGAUAGACCUUGAACCAGCAAGAUCAGCAACUCAUGCACCAAAACCAUACCAAGUUUGUGCAAUACCUCGCAUCUAA